UGAUAACCGAACGAAACAUCUUGUUCGCGGUUGAACCGAUGACGAGCGCGUGUGAAGUACUUCGUGUAGUUCAGUGUAGUCGCGUGGCAGAGUAAAAACCAGUUAAAGGCUGACACCAGACUGACACUGUCUUUCAAUAUCAAACUAUGAUAUUUUAUUUCGCGAAUUCAAAAAUGAUCUUACCAUUUUCAAUCAUACGCAGAGGAAUUGCGGCGUCCAGAUCAUUGAAUAAUGUCAUCAAGCAUGUCACUGUUGUUGGAGGUGGCCUCAUGGGUGCGGGGAUCGCUCAGGUAACUGCACAAGCCGGACAGAAAGUCACAUUAGUAGAUUUGAAUACUGAUGUCUUAAAGAAAGCAGACGAAAGUAUACAGAAGAAUUUGAAACGUAUUGCAAAAAAAUUAUACCAGGAUAAUCCUGCAGACGGUGAGCAGAUGGUACAGGCUGCAUUAGCUUGUAUUGAAAUGAGCACAGACCUUCAAGAGGCCGUUAAAAAUACAGACCUUGUGAUUGAGGCAAUUGUGGAAAACAUUGUAGCAAAACAUGAGCUUUUUUCCAGCAUCGACAAUAUUGCCCCGGAAUCCACAAUCUUUGCCAGCAAUACAUCCUCGCUAUCAAUUGCCGAGAUUGCAUCAGUUACUAACCGCCAGGAAAAAUUUGCUGGUCUUCAUUUCUUCAAUCCUGUACCUAUAAUGAAGUUGCUUGAGGUAAUUCGAAUUCCAGAGACAUCGGAUGAUACAUACAAUGUUUUAAUGACCUGGGGCAAUGCCGUGGGCAAAACUUGUAUUACUUGCAAAGAUACACCGGGAUUUGUUGUAAAUCGACUACUUGUUCCUUACCUAGCCGAAGCUGUACGUCUUCUAGAGCGUGGAGACGCAAGUGCACGAGACAUUGAUCUAGCAAUGAAAUUAGGAGCUGGACAUCCAAUGGGCCCAAUUGAACUUGCAGAUUUUGUUGGCCACGAUACUACUAAGUCCAUCAUUGAUGGAUGGCACAAGAAAUUUCCUGAUAACCCAGUAUUCAAACCUACUGAAACACUCAACAAACUGGUAAAGGAAGGAAAACUGGGCAUCAAAUCUGGAGAAGGUUUUUACAAGUACAACAAAUAGGCAACAAAGCUGAUUUUCUGAUCGAGCUAAUGUACCCGUUGAUUUUUACUCACAUUUUUCUAACGUGACAAGGCAGAAUUCCGUAAUUUCUACAUUACUCGCUCAAUGGUCCGAUUUAUUGCGAUUCCAAGGUUUCAAGACGUACAAGAUUUUAUACUAGAGAAUAAAUACUUUUGUGCCUUAUCAA
This is a messenger RNA of Athalia rosae (coleseed sawfly), 1293 nucleotides long. Its product is annotated as hydroxyacyl-coenzyme A dehydrogenase, mitochondrial-like. Gene Ontology annotation, cellular component: mitochondrion. Lineage: Eukaryota; Metazoa; Arthropoda; Insecta; Hymenoptera; Athaliidae. The record is from RefSeq and is a predicted model, not a curated record. Bases 147 to 1106 code for a protein of 319 amino acids. The transcript is spliced from 7 exons. Gene Ontology annotation, molecular function: (3S)-3-hydroxyacyl-CoA dehydrogenase (NAD+) activity; NAD+ binding. Gene Ontology annotation, biological process: fatty acid beta-oxidation.